Messenger RNA from Papilio polytes (common Mormon), 3297 nucleotides. RefSeq names its product calpain-B-like (gene CalpA). Gene Ontology annotation, cellular component: cytoplasm. The coding region runs from base 121 to 2481 and encodes 786 amino acids. The record is from RefSeq and is a predicted model, not a curated record. Gene Ontology annotation, biological process: proteolysis. The transcript has 19 exons. Lineage: Eukaryota; Metazoa; Arthropoda; Insecta; Lepidoptera; Papilionidae. Gene Ontology annotation, molecular function: calcium ion binding; calcium-dependent cysteine-type endopeptidase activity.
GAUCUCUGCCAAUUCACUCUCCGUUCAUUCAACUCAUUCAUUUCAUUAGUUAUUCAACUUCGUGAGAGUGUACUAUCGAUUUUCUGCAUACAAUUUAAUAAUUUGACGUUUAACCUCAAAAUGUCUUGGAAUUAUUAUCCGAAGAAUUUUAAAGCGAACGGUUGGGGUUGGCACAGAGGAGGGACAGCUGCAACCGCUGUACGUGGUUUCUUGAAGAGAGAAAGAGAUGGAGAAGGGAGUUCUGAGCCGUUGGUCGGUAACGGGGGACUUUACCCUAGUCUGCCAGCAGAAGAUGAUACCAUGUUCCGAACUGGAGGUAGACUGUAUCCUUCUUUGCCCGCUGAGGAGUACGAGAGUGGUGCUGUUGAGGAGGUGAUUGAGGAAGCUUGUGCAUCUGUCAAUGUUAAUAUGGUGCUCGGUGAGACCCGUCCAUCAUCAUUCGGACCAGCCACCUACCAGGACUUCAAGGACAUUCGUUCUCGCUGCCUAGCUGAAGGUAGAUUGUUCGAAGACCCGGAGUUUCCAGCGGUAGACCGCAGUCUGUACUACAAGGAGCGCCUUGAUAGACCCAUAACAUGGCUUCGACCAAGCGAGAUAUGCGAAGACCCGCAACUCUUCGUCGAAGGGUACAGUCGUUUCGAUGUGCAACAAGGCGAGCUGGGCGAUUGUUGGUUGUUGGCCGCGGUUGCCAACCUCACGCUGCAUAGGAAAUUGUUCUUCCAAGUGGUGCCAGAUGAUCAGAGCUUCGAUGAAGAUUAUGCCGGCGUCUUUCAUUUCCGUUUCUGGCAGUACGGCCGCUGGGUGGACGUGGUGGUGGACGACCGGCUGCCCACGUACCGCGGCAAGCUGGUCUUCCUCCACUCCUCGGAGAGGAACGAGUUCUGGAGCGCGCUGCUGGAGAAAGCCUACGCUAAACUCCACGGAUCAUAUGAAGCGUUAAAGGGCGGUUCCACUUGCGAGGCAAUGGAGGACUUCACCGGCGGAGUUACUGAGAUGUACGAUGUAGCGGAACUGCCCCCUAACUUCUAUACUAUACUACUAAAGGCGUAUGAAAGAAACUCUCUGAUGGGAUGCAGUAUUGAGCCGGACCCUAACAUCCUGGAGGCGGAGACCCCGGCGGGUCUGAUCCGGGGCCACGCGUACUCCGUCACCCGCGUCAAGUACGUGGACAUCGAGACUCCGGGCCGCGCCGGCAAGAUCCCCCUGCUGCGCCUCCGCAACCCCUGGGGCAACGAGGCCGAGUGGAACGGACCCUGGAGCGACAAGUCACCAGAAUGGCGUUUUAUUCCCGAGUCUGAGAAGGAAGAACUCGGUCUGACGUUUGAUGACGACGGAGAGUUCUGGAUGUCCUUCAAGGACUUUGUUAAUCAUUUCUCAAGGGUGGAGAUCUGCAACUUAAACCCUGACUCCCUGGACCCUGAGGAGUGUCCUGAAGGAUGCACCAAGAAGUGGGAGAUGUCCGUCUUCGAGGGAGAGUGGGUCAGAGGUGUAACUGCGGGCGGUUGUAGGAAUUAUUUGGAGAGUUUCUGGAAGAAUCCUCAGUACACUGUUACAUUGAAAGACGUGGAUGAAGGCGAUGAUGAGAACAAAUGUACUAUAAUAGUGGCGCUGAUGCAGAAGAACAGGCGUUCUCAGCGUCACCAGGGUCUGGAGUGCCUCACGGUGGGGUUCGCGGUGUACCGCUUGCCGGACUACGGACACGUGCCCAAGCCACUGGACGUCAACUUCUUCAAAUACAACGCCUCAGUCGGCAGAUCGCAGGCUUUUAUUAACCUAAGAGAAGUUAGCGCGAGGUUCAAAUUCGAGCCUGGUUCGUACGUGAUCGUGCCCUCCACCUUCGAGCCUGAUGAAGAAGGGGAGUUCCUGCUGCGAGUCUUCUCUGAAAAGGAUAACAAUAUGACUGAGAACGACGAAGAUGUGGGAAUGGGCGAUGUUGAUGACAGGGUGAAGGAAAUAGCCCCGAACCCGGAGCCCGCGGACCCAGUGCGGGACUUCUUCAAUCGGCUCGCGGGAGAAGAUGGAGAAGUAGAUUGGCAGGAGUUGAAAGAGAUAUUGGAUUACGCUAUGAGAGAAGAGCUGAAAGGUCAAGGGUUCUCCAAAGAGGUGUGUCGCAGUAUGAUCGCGAUGUUGGACAAAGAUAACUCUGGCGGAUUAGGUUUUGACGAAUUCAAAACUUUAUGGAUUGAUUUACGUAACUGGAGGGCUGUAUUCCGUUUAUAUGACACGGAGGGUCGUGGGGCGAUCCCCGCACACAGUCUGCGGGACGCGCUGCACUCGGCGGGAUACACUGUUAAUGCACAUGUACUGAAUGUACUCGCACACAGAUACGGUUCCAGUGACGGCUACAUUCAGUUCGAUGACUUCAUUAUGUGCUCUGUGCGACUCAAGACUAUGAUCGAUACCUUUAAAGGGAGAUCUUCAGGAGGAGAAUAUGCAACAUUCUCUCUGGAAGAAUGGCUGAAUCGCACAGUCUACUCAUAGAAAACAUCGCUAAAAUGCCUUAUUACUAUAUAAAUAUGGUCCUAAUUUAAGCGCACUAUAACCGGCCAAUAUAGAUUAUAUAAAAAAAUAUAUUUUUAAAAUCAAUAAACAGAAAGAAGAAAAAAAUAUAUUGAUAUCCAAUUUUGAAAUUAUGUAAUAGCAAAUGUAGUCACAAAUUAUUUAUUUAACUAUACGGGUAUAGUGUUGAAUUUAUAAUCUAUUAAAAUAUAAUUGAAUCGCUUUAAUUAUCAAAUGUUUUGUAAACUACGAUAUAAUUGUAACUAUUUAAAUUCUAUCCACCGACUUUUCAUUCCAAUAGCUUCUUUAAUAUUCACAAAAACCGGGAAAACACAACUAAACUUUUGACAGCUUUAAAUGACGUUUACGCCGCCAUUUUGUGACAUCAGUGUUAUAUUUAGCCAUGGCAUGGGUAAGAAUUAAAAAUCAAUGAUCUACAGAUCAAAGCACUCAGUAAACCGGCUCACAGACUCAAUUUGAACUUGUAUUGAGUUAUGAUUUGCAUUUCAAGUUGCAAUAUGUGCUGUAAGUAUAACAAAUCACUGAGCCAUAGCUCAAUGAUUCAUGUUUUGUAUUGAGCCGAUUCAGAGUAAACACAUGUUUAGUCAGUGUUGUCCCAUCAUUAGCAUCUUUUAGUUACUGUGCGAUUACAAACAGCAUUAUUUUUGUAUCACAAGCUCUUUGUAACAUUUGUCAACAGACAAUGCAUUUUUAUUCAGCAAUUUUUAAUAUAUGUAUGACAAUUUAUAUUUUGUAUUCAAAUAUGAGAUCUGAAUUAAAUGUUUUUUCAUUUAUUAA